Paramecium sonneborni is the source of this 1303-nucleotide messenger RNA. The record is from the annotation of a GenBank genome assembly. NCBI's taxonomy places the organism in Eukaryota, Ciliophora, Oligohymenophorea, Peniculida, Parameciidae.
AUGUUAAUUUCAAAGACUGAUAAUGAAGAGUCAGCUGAAACAGCUGUUCAUUCUACUUAACCUGUUUGUCCAAAUUGUGGAGCUGCAAGGGAGAGUAUUUUAGAAUAAGUGCCAUCUCCAGCAUCAUUUAUAAUUUCAUUUAUCUCUUUAUUUUAUUUUGGAAUUUGGUGCAUAUUUAUCAUACCUUUAGUAUUUCAAUCAACAAAAGUAUAAAUAAUAAAUAAAGUCUAAGAUGAUAAUAAAGAGAUGUUACUAUUGUAAUCAAGAGUUAGAAAAACGAAAAUAUUUUUAAUUACCAAACAUCAAUGAUUAAGUAUUAUAAUUUAGAUUUGGCAAUUGCAUUGUUGUAGUUUCAAGAAAAUAUGCUUUAAUUUUAUUAACAAUAAUCAUCUGUUUAUUUUUUUACUUUGAAUAUUUUAUAGAAUAAGAACAUCCUAAAAUUGAAACAGAUGUAUAUGCAAACAAAACGUGGGUAGAUUUCUUAUAAUUUUGUGGAAAAUUUCAAUUUGUUGAUAAUGGUCUAAAAGCAAGGCAUUAAUUUGAAAGCUAUUUUUAAAAUAAGAUAGUCUCAUGGAAGGGGUAUUUUCUUAAAACUAUAUUUUAGAGAUUAUAUACAAACAAAACCAAAUCAUGAUCCAAAUUUCUAAUUCAAUUAUUGGGUUUAUUUAAAGAUGGAUCCAACUGAAUCUACUGAAGAUUUACCAGAUAUUGUAUUAGGAGUAAGAAACUCUUAAUAUAAAAUCGAAACAUUUUAAAAACUGGAAAAAGGAAAGCCAAUUCAUUUUGAUGCAAAAUUUCUUUUUUUAGGAUCAGAAUAUAGCUUCCACAUUUUAGAGUUAAAAUAACUUAGCAUAAUACCUUCCGAACUUGUAGAGGAUUUAAAAAACCUUCACUAGUUUACAAUAGAAAUGGAUAAGAUACAAUAAUUAAAAUUAUCAAAAUUAUAAGAGACGAUUAAACAUAAAAUUCAUAUGUACAAUCCAAACCCAAUGUAUGGAAUACAUAAGAUAUUAAAAAAUACCCAAGAAACUUUUAAAAAUAAUGAGAAUACAGAAAAUACUGAAAGAACAACAGAAGUAUAAAAAAAUGAGGGAGAAAAUAUGAAUGAAAAUAUUUAAUAAGGAGAUUAAGAGGGAGAAAAUGAAGCAGUAAAUUAACAGGAUUCAUAAGAAUAAUAAUUUGAUCCUUCAAGUGUAAAUAUAAAAAUAGACGAAUCAAUAAGAGAAGAAAUUCUCUCAAAAGAUUCAAGCAUAAUUGAUGGAAUAAAUGAUGAUGAAAAUAAAAGCCACAAUUAAGAUUGACA